Molecule: messenger RNA, 747 nt
Organism: Alnus glutinosa
Lineage: Eukaryota; Viridiplantae; Streptophyta; Magnoliopsida; Fagales; Betulaceae
Product: protein MOTHER of FT and TFL1
Exons: 4
Coding region: 69-587 (172 amino acids)
Biological process (GO): response to abscisic acid; positive regulation of seed germination
Source: RefSeq, a predicted model, not a curated record
UCUAAUUGUUUUGUUUUUCGUUUUUGGUGCUCUUUGCCUCGGAGCUUCCUUAAUUUUUUUUUUUUCUCAUGGCUGCCUCCGUCGAUCCGCUUGUUGUGGGGCGAGUGAUUGGUGAUGUUGUAGACAUGUUUGUUCCGACUGUGAACAUGUCUGCCUACUUUGGCCCCAAGCACGUGACAAAUGGAUGUGAUAUCAAACCUUCAAUGGCUGUCAAUCCUCCGAAAGUGACUCUCUCUGGGCAUUCCGACGAGCUAUACUCUCUGGUGAUGAUUGAUCCUGAUGCUCCUAGCCCUAGCGAGCCCACCAUGCGAGAAUGGGUUCAUUGGAUUGUUGUGGACAUGCCUGGUGGAACAAACCCGACUAGAGGCAAGGAGAUACUGCCAUAUGUAGGGCCACGGCCACCAAUCGGAAUUCAUCGGUACAUAUUGGUGCUUUUCCGGCAGAAGGCUCCUCUGGGACUUGUGGACCAGCCAGUGUCGCGUGCAAACUUUAGUACCCGACUUUUUGCAGGGCAGCUGGAUUUGGGGUUGCCGGUGGCGACGGUGUACUUCAACUCUCAAAAGGAGCCGGCAAGCAGGAGGCGCUGAGCAGCGGCGUACGUGGCGGCGUAGGGCGAAGUACUGAUUAGUGGGAAAUAUAUGAAAUAGUGUCUUUUAAGGUUUUCUGUAAUGAAUGUAGUGUGGGUAUUUCACUAUUUCUCCUGGGUUUGUGGGGAAGUGACCAUAUAUUAUCGAACUCUCUCUUUGA